Molecule: messenger RNA, 3963 nt
Organism: Vespa velutina
Lineage: Eukaryota; Metazoa; Arthropoda; Insecta; Hymenoptera; Vespidae
Product: kinesin-like protein KIF20A
Exons: 6
Coding region: 1-3963 (1320 amino acids)
Biological process (GO): microtubule-based movement
Cellular component (GO): microtubule; kinesin complex; nucleus
Molecular function (GO): microtubule binding; microtubule motor activity; ATP hydrolysis activity
Source: RefSeq, a predicted model, not a curated record
AUGUCCGAUGAUGAUAAUAAAUUAAAAUCGCCGAUCGUUGGAUCAACACGAGUCGAAUAUAAAGUUCCUCUGAUCGAAAAAUCCGAUGAGAUGGGAUCGAUCGAUUACGACGAGGAGGAUUCGAUUAUUGAAAGUUUAUGCGACUCGCCGUCUUAUCCUAAUUUUCAAGUAUAUUUAAAAAUUAAACCAAAGUCAACAAGAAUUUCAAGUAAUACAGAAUCGAUCGAAGAUAAUGAAAAUUAUUACGAGAUAUUAAAUUCUACGACACUGAUAACGAGAUUCAAGGCUAACGUAAAUCGAAAUAAUUCAAGAUAUCUUUUGGCCAACGUUAAGAAGAAUGAUAAUAACUUGAUUGAUCGUAAUACUGCCAAAAGAUAUUACUUCACGAAGAUAUUUCGAUCUGACAUAUCGCAAGAGGAAUUUUUCGAGGAGAUUAUGAAAAAACGUAUCGUCGAUUUUUUAAAUGGACAAAAUUCAACGAUAAUGACUUAUGGAACGACAAAUUCUGGAAAGACUUAUACCCUUCAUGGUACAUCAGAUAAACCUGGUUUAAUUCCACGUACAAUCGAGGAUAUAUUUUCAUCUAUUAAUUGUACCCUUAUGCCUUGGUAUAAACUUUAUUCCAAUAAUACGUUGAUAAGCCUUGACGAUAAAGAAAGAUUGGAGGAGUCCGAAAAGAAAAUGAAAUUAUUGAGAUCGCCAUUGAUAAAUAACGAAAGAUUUAUGGAAGCAAGAAAAUCAUUGGAAAAUUCGGAAAGAUCGAAUACAAUAGGAUCGGAAAGAAAACGUUUAGAGUGUAAUGGAUUAACGAUGAUCUAUGUAACUACGCCAUUCGAGGCAUGUCAAAUUUUCAUUGCCGGUCAAUCGAGAAUGAGUACAACGUUUACUACGUUAAAUCCUAAAUGUUCGAGAUCUCAUACGAUAUUUACAAUAGGAUUGUUGAAGUAUCAAAAGGAAUAUGCGCCUCAUGAAACAGAAGCUAGUACAUUGACAUUUUGUGAUUUAGCUGGUUCUGGACGAUCGAAAGAAUUAAAUGAAUUAAAUGCCGAGAGAUUGAAGGAGACUAAAAAUAUUAACAAAAGUUUAUUGGUCCUUGGUAGAUGUUUAAAAACUAUUCGAAAAAAGCAGAGAAAAGAAUCGAUGAAAUGUAUAAAUGAUCAUUUGACCGGUCCAUUUCGUGAAUCGAAAUUAACGAGGAUAUUUCAAAGGGCAUUGUCCGGCAAUGAGCACGUGACCUUUUUAGUUAAUAUCGAUACUUCGUCGGUAUUUAUAAAUGAAAUUAAAAGUAUAUUGAAAGUAUCGUCUCUGAAAGUAGCGUCGAAAAUAACGCCGGAUACGAAAGAAUCGAAUUUAAAAUUUAUCCUAAAGGAAUCCAAUUGUAAUACUUCGAGGAUCAAUGAAUCCAUCAUUUCGAAUGAAUUUAAAUCAUUUAGUACGAUAAACGAUGAGCAUAAGUCAAUUAUUGUUAGUCAAGAAAAUGUCAUCAUUGAAUCCGAUAAAGAUCGUCGUAAUGAUCACGAGGAAAGUUCGAAAAAUGUUUCGAUCAUCGAUGAUCAUAUAAAAAAUAUUUCAGAGGAACGUAUAUACGAUCUACAAGCUGAAAAUAUUCGAGCUAUUAGAAGAAGGAUACGAGAUUUGAUAAAUGAAUUGAAUAAUUUGCAACGUGAGAAUAUAGUCAUGAUUGAAAAUAAAAAAUAUUAUACGGAAUUGGUACUUAUUAAAAGAGAAUUAAAGGAUUAUAAGGAUCACGAUAAACUUGAAAUCAAUUCGAAAUUGAAUAUAUGCGAUAACAUUGUUGACAAUGAUAUUGAUAAUUUAACGAUUAAAUUGAGGAACGUUAUAGACGAGAAAAAUGGAUUUAUCGAUGAAAAUAAAUCGGAUUUGAGGAUGUAUCAGAACGUAGAAGUGGAUGAUUCGAUUAAUGACGAAUUAAAUGAAAUAAAUGAAUUGAAAAAGGAACUUACGGAAAAGACGAUUGAUAUAAAAGCAUUGACGUUACAAUUGGAAUCGUGUGAGAGAGAAUUGAAUGAGACCGAAGUUGCGUGUAAGGAUGCCGUGAAUAGGAACGACGUAUUGUUGAAAAAGAUCGAGGCAUUGGAAAAUGUUGUUAGAUAUAUGGAAUGUGAAAGAAAGGAUAUGUAUACGCCACAGCCGCCAUAUUAUUUGGAGGAGAUAUCAUUCGUUGAUAACGAUCAUUCUCAAAUUUAUCAUUCUCAAUUGGAAAGAAUUCAUUCGAAUACCGAUGAAAGAUUGUCAUCUAUCACGGAUAUAUUAUAUUUUGGUGAUGGUACGAAUAAUGAACCAACGGAUAUGAUCGUUCAGGCUCACAAAAAUUUCAUUCAUACGGAUCUUACAUACGUCAUCGAUAAUAACAAAGAGAAUAACAAAGAUCUAUUGGAAUUUUCUUUAAAUGAAUUAAGAUCGAGCUAUGAAAGUAGUAAAAAUGAUUCUGGCAUUGUAAUCGAAGAGUCUGUCGUUGAUUGGAAAAAGGAAAUUUCUAAUGAUACGAAUGAUAGGAAAAAUGUAAAUAUGUCGAUUUUACGAGAAGAAUCGAAAGAAUUCGAGAAAGUAUCGAAAUCAUUGAACGUGAAAAUGUACGAAAAGGAAAGAUCAAUGCUGAAUGAUGGAUCGAACGAUGGAUCGAUAUUAAUGAAAGAAAUUAAUGAAGAAAAUGAAGAAACUGAACUCGUAACGAGAAAAUCUUUUCGAUCUCUCAACAUUAAAUGUCAAUCCUUGGAGGAUCUGUCGCAAUGGUUGAAGCAUAGAUUGGAUCUACAAAUGGCAUAUUGUAGGAUAGAACAUUUGUCGAAAUUGACGAAUCUCAAGAGAGAUUUAUCGUCGAAAACGAUUGAUUUGAAUGUGGCUAAUGAAAAACUAAUCACUGCCAAUAACGAUUUGAACAAAUUAAACGAUUUAACAAAUAAAUUGAACGAUUUAACGAUUAUCGUCGCUGAAUGUAACGAAGAUAGGAAAGAACUUUACGAUAAAUUGCAGGAACGUACGGAGAUGCAAUUAAGUUUGGAAAUGAAAUUGAAAUAUUUCGUAUCUUUGUUAGAGAAGAAGGAUGAGAUGAUAACAAAGGAAUUAAUAAAUUCCGAGGAAUUACGUAUAGAGUUAGAAAAGAAUUCGAUAAAGGAAAUUGACAAUCUUAAAUCACAAUUGACGAUUUAUGAGAAUAAUGGUAUGUUAUUAAAGCGUACCGUCGAUGAUCUUGACGAUAAGAAGGAUGAAUUGAUACGCGUUAAAACCCAAUUGCUUCGUAAGGAACGUGAAAUGAGUUUGUUCAAGAGUAACAGAGAUGCCACCAUUAAGAAGUAUGAAUUUUUGGUUAAACAAUUGCAAGAGGAAAUAGAUAAGUUUAAGGAUCAAUCGCGUUACGAGUCAACUACGUCGAUGAUAUCCGAUGGGAUUAAAAAAGAAACGUCCAAUUGUUCGAUUAAAACGCGCAACAAGUUCAAAGUAUCCGAAUCAUUGAAGAAAUUAACACGUACGGGUUUUACGAAGAGUAACACCGAUCGUAAUUGGAAAACUAAUUAUCUUCGUAGAAAAUCGACGGACGAAAAGUCAGUUGCAUCGACAUCGAACUUUUCUGUAUCUAAAGUUUCGAGCUAUAAUGAGAGUAACAACAUGGAAUCCAUCUCGUCGGACAAUAAUACAAAGUUUAUCGAUGAAAAGGAAUUAGAUCGUACGUCAACGAUCGAUCGAACAGAAAGUGACGUAGACUCGAACGAAUCAUUUUCACGUGGUGCGAUCAUUAACGUUAAUUCCGAAGAAGGAACGUACGAUGAUUACGACGAUACCGACGAUGAUUCCGACGUUAUCUCUUGUAAAUCAUCAAUACGUAAUAACAGCAAAAUGUCCGGUUGGAUGAGAAUAAGAAGAAUCGAUGCCAGAACUGUCUUGACACAUUGUUCGGACAUUGAACUCGACGACGUUGAAGAUCGAUCCGAUGAUUCAGCUUAA